GGGACCUCUGCUGCAAUAGUGCAACUUAUCCAACAUGGCGCUGACGUCGCUCGCAUGAGAGGGAACUGUUGGAACAGCACUUAAGUUCGGUCAGCGUCGAUUGUUUUAUCCAGCUAAGAGUACUUUGAGGUACACCAGCGUCGUCGCAGCCGUCUGCUGUUUGAAAUGAAAGGGAAGGAGCGAUCGCCGGUGAAGAAACGACCCCGGGCAGACGACGGCAGAGACCGAGGAGGAGGAGGAAGCUACCCAAGUAACAAGAAGUCCGGGCCGCUCUCAGCCGGCGGCAACACGGGCAACGGCUCGGCUCAGAGAGGCCUGUCAUCCAGGAGGAGCUUACACGGUGAGAAAAAAGACACGAGGGACUCGGACGGACACAAUUCAUCCAGUCGGACUGGUAGCGGCUACGACUACGGGGCUGCUUCGGCUAACAAGUCGCACGGUGGCGCUGACGUCGCCGCGGAAACAUCCAGGUCCGGUUCACGCGGCGACCCGCGGCCUCCGCCGAACCCAGGAAGUGAGUACAAGACUCUGAAAAUAAGCGAACUCGGCUCGGAGCUGAACGACGAGGACAUCGAGGACGGGCUGUUCCACGAGUUCAACAAGUUCGGGGAGGUGAGCGUCAAAAUUGGUCGGGAAAACGACGAGCGGGUGGCGUUUGUGAACUUCAGGAGGCCCGACGACGCCCGCGCUGCGAAGCACGCGCGCGGCAAGCUGGUGCUGUACGACCGGCCGCUGAAGAUCGAGACCGUGUACAUGAACAAGCGCAGGAGCCGCUCGCCCCUAAAUAAAGACGAUUUCCCUCCGGCACACAGGAACCUCCACUCCCAGAGAGCCCCGUCUCCCACCGGUCUGGGCUACAGAGACCACCGGUUACAACAACUGGCCCUGGGCCGCCUCCCCCCUCCUCACCCGCCUCCUCACCCACCUCCUCACCUCAGAGAAAUGGACAGAGACAGAGACUUUGCACUGUACGAGUCCAGAAACAGACCCCCCUUCAUUCCUGAGUGUGCCGUUUUCCGUGAUGAGGAGCUGAUCAGCCCUGACAAUGACCAGAGGGCGAACAGGACGUUGUUUUUGGGCAACCUGGAUGCCAGCUUGACUGAAAAUGACCUGAGGCGGGCGUUCGAAAGGUUUGGAGUGAUCACAGAGGUGAACAUAAAGCGAACUGUCAGAGGACAGAGCAACACCUUUGGGUUCAUGAAGUUCGAGAACCUUGACAUGGCUCAUCGUGCCAAGCUAGCCAUGUCAGGGAAAGUGAUGGGUCACAGUCCGAUUAAAAUCGGAUAUGGUAAGCCCACACCCACAACCAGGCUGUGGGUAGGUGGUCUCGGCCCGUGGGUUCCACUGGCUGCACUGGCUAAAGAGUUUGACCGCUUUGGCACCAUCAGGACUAUAGACUACAAGAAAGGAGACUCGUGGGCUUACAUCCAGUAUGAAAGCAUGGACGCUGCUCAGGCUGCAUGCACCCACAUGAGAGGUUUCCCCCUGGGUGGCCCUGACAGAAAACUCAGAGUGGACUUUGCGGACACGGACCAUCGCCACCAGCAGCAGCAGUAUGUGCAGCUUCCUCUCCCCCUGCCACACUAUGUCCUGGUCCCGGAGCCUUUUUCUCACCACCUCAACGAGCCAGUGAGAAUGCGAGAGCGCUCCCCUCCGCUUCCUGCUCGCUUUAGAGACCGAGAUCUUUACGGCUCUUCCAAGUGGUCAGGCCUGAAUGUCCACGACAGGAUGCGAGGAGUAGGCUUUGACCCAGUGGAUCGUCUGGAGAGGCGUACCAGAAAGACUUGGUCCAUGGAGCAGGAGCUGCAGGGCAGAGAUCCAGGUCGCAAAAAGAGACCUUUAGAUGAUGGGUGGCGACUGGAGCGUUCACCUGACACCGUCAACUAUGGUCUGCCCCGUCAUGGCAACUCAUUAGAGCGCAGCCCUGGAGGUGGCAGCAGAGAUGGAGGGCGCUGCAGCGACCCUGAACGUCUGCCUCGCUCUGACAGAACUUCCCCAGUCAGAGAGCGGCCAAACAACAAGGACGCCGGCUCUGCUGACAAAAAACGAAGAGCGCAUAGCCCGUCUGAGCCGAGCUCCAGCAUGGACAGAGACCGGAAACAGAAAGCCAGUGACUCUUCCAAAAGCCCAGCGAAAAAGGAGCAACGCUCUGAAAAUCCAACCUCCAGCUCGUCUCCAUCCAAGUCCGACAAGCAGCUUGAGCCCAUCGCCAACGGGCAGAAGCUGAGUCAAGCCUGGCAGGGAGUCCUCCUGCUCAAGAACAGCAGCUUCCCAACCUCCCUGCAUCUGCUGGACGGAGACAUGAGGAUGGCAACCAGCCUGCUGGUGGACAGCUCCACGGGGGCAAACGUGUCCCAGUUGAAGAUCAGCCAGCGCCUGCGCCUGGACCAGCCCAAGCUGGAGGAAGUGGCUCGCCGCAUCAAGGCCGCCAGCUCUAGCAAAUUUGCGGUUCUCUUGGCCGUCCCUGGAAAAUCGGAGGACGACGGAGGGCAGGACGCCAGCAGCUCCACGGAGAGGCCGCUGAAGAACCUGGUUUCCUAUCUGAAGCAGAAGGAAGCAGCCGGCAUCAUCAGCCUCCCUGUCGGGGGCAGCCGCGACAAAGACCACGGAGGAGUUCUGCACGCUUUUCCACCGUGCGAGUUCUCCCAGCAGUUUGUGGAUGCUUCUGCCAAAGCUUUUGCCAAAUCAGAGGAAGACUACCUGGUGAUGGUCAUAAUUAAAGGAGGCUCAUAAAAAAGUGCAAAUUAAACUUAUUUUUUUUACUCUGUUGAAGGUAUAAAAACACAGGUGUUGAUAGUAAAGCAGGAUUGAUUGAUGAUUUGAAGUUUUCUGACCUGUUAUUUCAUGCUGUGAAAUAUUUAUAGACAGUCAGAAUAAUGAAAGAUUUUGAUAAAUUGACUCUUCUUUAAUACGUGUGGCAUGAUGCCUUCUGCUGUUUGGGUAUGAGAUGAAUACAUAAAAGGUACUCUUCUGAAAGUAAUUAGGAGCGAGUUAGAUUUCAGUGAAUCAGUUGUUUGUUGCCUUAAUACAUUCAAAAAGAAACAGAUUCUUUUAUAUCCAGCUUAUUUUUAUUCGUUUCUGGGUUUAGACUCAUGUUUGACCAAAUAGCUUUAUCUGUUCUUUAUAACGCUUGUUCCAGAUAAUCAGAUGCAUCAGUAGCCUCUGAGGUGAAAGUCUGAAACUUCCUCUUCAAAUCUUAAACUUGUUUAACUGUGCCAGUUUCGAGCAGUGCUUAUUAUUAGAGCUACAAAAAAAAAUGUCCUUGUGUCUGGCCCGAAACAAUUUUUAUUGUGGGAAAUGAAAUGAAGGGAAGGAGUAAAGGUGACAUGAUUAAGAUUCCAUUGUGAGACACGUUCAGGUGUUCAGACGUCACAACAUGACAUGAAUGAUGUUUUUUUUAUAUAUAUAUAUA
Molecule: messenger RNA, 3412 nt
Organism: Nematolebias whitei (Rio pearlfish)
Lineage: Eukaryota; Metazoa; Chordata; Actinopteri; Cyprinodontiformes; Rivulidae
Product: RNA-binding protein 15
Exons: 1
Coding region: 166-2733 (855 amino acids)
Biological process (GO): regulation of alternative mRNA splicing, via spliceosome
Cellular component (GO): nucleus
Molecular function (GO): mRNA binding
Source: RefSeq, a predicted model, not a curated record